Ectocarpus sp. CCAP 1310/34 is the source of this 1677-nucleotide messenger RNA. NCBI's taxonomy places the organism in Eukaryota, Phaeophyceae, Ectocarpales, Ectocarpaceae. The record is from the annotation of a GenBank genome assembly.
ACAGGAGAGCAUGUCAUGAAGGAGGACCUUGCAAAGGAGACAGGUACCACCGCCGUCCUUGCGGCAGUGGCUACUCGAAGAAAGAGGGCGCCCUGCCCAAGAGUGUCAAGUCGACAUUUUGAUACUGAAAGCAAGGCUGCCUCUAAAGCAAGUGCUGACCAGCUCCCGAAAGCGUUCAAGGGCUUGAAGGGAGAGCGAAGAAGCGAGUACUUCACGUCAACCCCGGAUUCUUGUGCGGGCAGCGCCAGCAGCUUCGAUUGGGGAUCGGCAUUCACGGAGAAAGCCUUUUUCGCUCUGAAAAGUUGCGAACACUUUGAACACACAGGCGUGCGCCACAUGUGCAAAAAUCGGUGUUACUUCCGAGCUUACGAGCCCGUAAGAAAGUGGCACGCUCUUCGGUUGGCCGUGGCAAGAGUGGGGGCAUCGACAGGGGUGCUGACUGGAUGGUGUGUCCAAAUGGACAGAGGUCAGACUGCAGAAGACUCGUGGCGUAUCAGAUACGUUGCUCCAGAUGGGAGCGUGUUUCCUUGCGUCAAGCCGGUGCUGAAAGCCUUGGGCCUGGGACAUGGCGUCAGUGGCUACCCAACGUCGCCUCCCUCGCUACGGCGAAAAAGUCGAACGCCAACAACUUCACCCCAGCCACUACCUGCGGCCUGUGCAACAAUCAGGCACCACCCGAACGGGUCCGCUUAUUUGCUGAAGAACCCACGGGCUGGAACGUUUCCUCCAUCCCCGUUCGGUUUGAUCGAAGAACUCCUGACCGAUGACCCCUGGAAACUGUUGAUUGGAUGCAUCAUGCUGAACCAGACCACCAGGUCGCAGAUGGACCCGGUGCUGGUGCGAUUUCUGGAAAAGUUUCCAACCGCCGACGUAGCUGCGGCAGCUAGCGUGGACGAGAUGACUCGAGUGGUGGCCCCUCUUGGGCUCCAGGAAAGAAGACCCAUUGCUAUCAUCCGCUUUUCACAGGAGUACCUCUCCAAGGCGUGGACAAACGUCAAGGAACUGUACUGGGUCGGGAAGUACGCUGCAGACGCCCACAAGAUAUUCAUCGAACGAAAGUGGCGCGAAGUACAACCCGACGACCACGCGCUGAACUGGUGGGUGGAGUGGAUGCGCGGCGCGCAGCAAGCGGAGGAACCGCUCUCAGCGGCCGAGCGCUCUGUCCCUGCCCUUGAGGUGGUUGGGCGUGACGGAAGUGCUAAUACCUCCAGUGGAAAGCAGCUCGAGUUCUGAGCGGCGAAAUCAUGUAUGCUCUAGUGGAAGUGCGUGUGUAAAUAUAACCUUGAAUAUCUUGUUCCGAAGCUACCUGAGACACAGACCGUAUUUUCAUUGGCGGCGGAAUGAGCUGUUGGUGGUUGUUGGGGUUGCAAAGGAACUAAUAAUGUACCUUGAGGUGGGACCAAUAGAGAACGCAAUUUUUGUGGAAUGUUGAUGCCUUGGCUUUUUACAUGGCAAAAUAUCGGUUGCCCUUCUCAAUUCACUUUAACUGCGUUGUGGAACUUCUGUUUUGCUAUCCAAUCGGCGCUCAUUAGCCAGAGUUCACCUUGCUCGUAAAAGCGGAACCACGCCGAGGAACCUGCGGUGCCCAUGAUAUCUUACACCGAUACUCAGGAGAAUGUUUUUAACUGAGGCACGGCUCGUUGCGGGUUGUUGCACUUUGCUAGCCGAUGUUUUGAA